This is a messenger RNA of Polypterus senegalus (gray bichir), 6696 nucleotides long. RefSeq names its product DENN/MADD domain containing 6B (gene dennd6b). The transcript has 20 exons. Gene Ontology annotation, molecular function: guanyl-nucleotide exchange factor activity. Gene Ontology annotation, cellular component: recycling endosome. The record is from RefSeq and is a predicted model, not a curated record. Bases 98 to 1831 code for a protein of 577 amino acids. Lineage: Eukaryota; Metazoa; Chordata; Cladistia; Polypteriformes; Polypteridae.
ACAGAGGGCGCUGCAAAAUAUCUUUUCUCAAAAUUCACCUCUUGCAUCUUCUACAGCAGCAUCCAGGACAAUGAAAGAACCGACUUACUGAUUUGUGAUGGACCUGUACGAAAGCGGCCAUGCCCGAACCUACACGAAAUCGGAGAAAAGUGCUUCUGCUGUCAGUCGCAUGCCCUGGGCUCGCUUCUCCUGCUGGGUGGAGUGCGUCUGUGUCGUCACUUUCGAUUUGGAGCUCGGCCAGGCCAUUGAGCUUGUAUAUCCUCAUGACACUAAACUCACAGAGAAAGAGAAAACAAAUAUUUGCUACCUUUCCUUUCCUGAUUCCUAUUCAGGUUGCCUUGGAGAUACUCAGUUCAGUUUCCGGGUUCGGCAGUCUGUAGGACAGAAAUCCUCAUGGUUUUGUGAAGAAGAUAUCUAUAGCAGAGAAGCACCGGUUACACUCCAGAAAGAUCCAGGGCAUUAUUAUGGCUAUGUUUACUUCAGACAAGUAAAAGAUACCACUGUGAAAAGAGGAUAUUUUCAAAAGUCUCUUGUUGUGAUUUCAAGACUACCAUAUGUGAAUCUUUUCCAGUCCUUAUUGCAGCUUAUUGCACCAGAAUACUUUGAAAAACUAGACCCUUGCCUGGAAGCAGUGUGCAAUGAAAUCGAUCAGUGGCCAGCCCCAAUCCCUGGUCAGACUCUUAAUUUGCCAGUUAUGGGGGUGGUCAUACAGGUGAGAAUUCCUUCAAAGAAUGACAAACCUGGUUCCAGCCCUCUAAAGCAGGCCUAUCAGGAGAAUCUUCUACCAGCUCCUAUGGUGUUACCUACUGUAAAUGAACUGGAUCUUUUUAAAUGUUUCCAGUCAUUAUUAAUUCACAUUCAAAUGCUGUGGGAACUCAUGCUGCUUGGAGAACCAAUUGUUAUUAUGGCCCCCUCUCCAACCAUCUCAUCAGAAACUGUUCUUGCACUUUCGAGCUGUAUUGCACCUUUAAAAUACUGCUGUGAUUAUCGACCUUAUUUUACAAUUCAUGAUAGCGAGUUCAAAGAGUAUACAACCCGAACACAAGCACCGCCAAAUGUUAUAUUAGGGGUAACAAACCCUUUUUUUAUAAAAACGUUCCAGUAUUGGCCCCAUAUUAUCCGUAUUGGAGAGUUAAAAAUGUCUGGUGAUUUGCCAAAACAAGUAAAAGUGAAGAAGCUAGCAAAGCUGAAGACUUUGGACACAAAACCGGGUGUGUAUACCUCUUACAAAACCUACCUUCACAAGGAUAAGGCACUAAUCAAAAGGCUUUUAAAAGGAAUUCAGAGGAAAAGACCAUCAGAAGUACAGAGUGCCAUUUUAAGAAGACAUUUGCUGGAGCUAACACAGAGUUUCAUCAUACCAUUGGAACGCUACAUGGCAAGUCUGAUGCCGUUGCAGAAGGCCAUAAUGCCUUGGAAGAAUCCACCACAGAUUAGGUCUUUCAGUCGGGAAGAAUUUAUGAAGACACUUGAACAUUCUGGUCCUCAGCUCACUUCUGUUCUUAAAGGAGACUGGAUGGGGCUUUACAGGCGAUUCUUCAGGUCACCGAACUUUGAUGGUUGGUACCGGUUGCGACAUAAAGAAAUGUCUCACAAACUGGAGUCACUUCACUUGGAAGUCCUUUGUGAAGCUGACCUGUUAUUAUGGAUUAAGGAUAAAUCUGAAGUUGAAAUUGUCGAUUUAGUUUUGAAAUUACGGGAAAAACUGGUAAAAGCUCAUCAUCAGCAACUUCCUGUGAAAGAGGAGGUGUUACAGAAGCUGGAGUCGUAUAUUCAGACUAUUAUCACUUCUCUUCCUGAAGACCUGCAAGCUGUCCUUAAAAGACAUUGAUAACAAAGCUAAAAUGAAAUACACAUUAAAAUUACGUUUUUUUGUUGUUGUUUACAAAAACAUAUAUGUGUUUAAUUAAUUUAUUGUUCCUUGAAAUUUGGAUAUAGGAACAAUGUGCUAUGCUAAAAACCUUUUGUUUAUUAGAAAAUGAAACAACAGUUUUUGGAUAAGGUUCUUGUUUCAGAGUAUGUACAGUGCUUUAAUUUUUAUAAAAGAAAAAAGAUAGUUGUCUUAUUUUUAAGGUUUUGUGGAAUCUUCAAAUCUCAAACUGGCAGUAUUUUGAAAGAACUACAUGAACAAAAAUUGAGCUGCAUUGUAGAGCUGAAUGGUCUGCUCUUGUCAAAACUUUUUUUAUGAUCUUAUUGCCGCAGUAUGAUAUGUAUAAUUUAAUUUGAUUUCUUUUUUAAAUUAGUAUAUUUGUUAUUCUAAUUAUAUAAUUGAUUAUGAUUCUUGAUACAUUAUGUAAAGUUUAUUAUAUUUGUUUAUUGUGUUAACUGAUUUUAAGACAUUGAAAUGAAAUUUCAGCCUAACAUUACUAGCUCUUUUACCUGGCAACUCUGAACUGGACCAUGUGUAUAAGUGUGCCCUGCAUUAGACUGGCACGCCAAAAAGGGCUGGCUACAACUUUAUACAUGAUGUGGCCAGGAUAGGAUCACCCAGCCACCCUGAUUGCAAAGUAUGGUGGGCAACUGAUGGAUGGAUGGAUAGGCAGAUAUAAAGGAGCAAAUUGUUUCCUUGAAUGUUUUCUUAAUUUGAUUGCUAGCAUUCGCCAAACUUAGUGCUGCCACGCAUAAUGGCUUUCUCAGGAAAUUAAUUUCUCUGGCAUUUCAUCAUUAACCUUGCAAGUGAAUUCAGUUUCAAACUGUAAAGGGGAAUAUGCUGCACUUCCUUGACAUGCAGCCUGCUUCUACAUAUUGUGAAGGGGAUGGGUGAGAAUUCAUUUUCAGAUGUUUUUGCAAAAAUGCAUCUAUUACUCAUUUACUAUUAUGUAACAAACACUUCUUGAGGUCUUCAUAACACUUACAAGGCAUCAGUAAAGUGUUUAUUCAACUCUGCAAUGGGACCUACUAACAGAACAUCACUUUGGAGUGGUCUGAGGUGGCUUAACUCAGACAUGUAUCUCUUGAUAUCACAUACAGUAUUUAGGAUAAGACCUGUGAAUUCUUUAUAUUAACAAGUAAUUUUACCAUCAUGUCAAUAUGCCACACUGCGCAGAAACAAAUAACCUAUUGUAGCUAAUAUGUUAUAAGUGUUAUAAUGACCAAAAAAGCAUUUGGUGGGGUCUUUUUACAUAAGAGUACAUGAGUAAUAGAUUAAUUUUUGCAAUACCUAAACUAAAGUGGUACCCUAAUUUUUCUUCCAGGUACUUUAGUUUGUGUAAACUUGAUUGAUGAUUUUUAUUUUGCCCAGGGUGAGUGAGACUGUGUGUGCCCUGUAGUGAAGUAGUCACCCAAUUUGUCAGCAUAGGCUCCAGGCCUCUGCGACUGUAAGUUUGAAUAAGCAGGUUGGAAAGUGGAUGUCUGGGUGGAUAAUUAAAGUCGAUGCCAGCUGCAAUAUUAAAAGAAGUUACAAUGGAGGCUAGUUAAAUGGAAAAAUAACUUACAGAGAACAGCAGAACCAUGGAAAAACUUACUUAACAGUACAGAAAUUAGCAAAACAAUUCAAUGCCAGCUUAUUAAUAUUUUAGAAACUUUACAGGAAAAAGGAUGUGAAAUGUUGGCCUAUGCAGAAUGCUAAGUUCUUAUCAAAACUCUCUCUUUAUAUUUUUUAGAAGUUUCUUUUGUAGAUUGAUUGUCUAAUUUUUAAAAUGAUAAGCUGACACGUUGUCGUUGCGUGAUCCUAGUUUGGUACAACCUAGUUGGGGCUGCAUAUGUGUACAGUUUGAAACACUGGUGAUGCCUGAAAAUACUGUAUUGUAUUUAACUCAUAGUCUCUUGAGAUGUUAGACAAUUCAGUGCAUAUAUAUUUCAGUCAUUCGUGCUGGAACAUGCAGUUUUUGAUCAGCACCUUCUUGGAGCUAAUAAGUACAUCCCUGUAUAUGUGAAAAAAGAGCUGCACCAGUAUCUAUAGAAGCACAACACAUUGUGAAUGCUGGUCAGUGAAUGCAGUGGACCUGCACAUUACCUUACAAACUGGUGGGUGGAAGGGGACAAAGGUUUGGAAUCAUUUUCGACUUUUCCACUUAUAUUUUAGCUGUUUUUGCUUGCAGCUGAUUAUGUAUAAUAAUUAAUAAAAACAGAUAGUAUGGAAUGUGCAAGUUCAGGCAAAUCAUUUGUUUAGACUUGACAUUCAUAAGAUCUCCUGGUAUAUGUACAGUGAGUUUUUGUUCAAGUUCUGUGGUUAGAUUUAAGCCCAAUAGGUAUCUUUCUUGAUAUGUUUCUGUUUUGUUGUUGAAUAUUCCUGAAGUGAAUGCUGUUACAAAUAUUUUGAUUUGUUGGUAAAUGUUUCCAUCAUUGUAUCUAAUUAGAAGAGAAGGGACAAGCCUUUAUUCGUAUGAUAUAUUUGCAUCAAACAGUACAUCACCUGAGACCCUAAAGUGGAUUGUGUCCUUGAAAUGUUAUAGUACGUCCUAAAUAUUUUACUAAAUGUUUGGCUGUUGAACCUGAUCUAAAGCAAGUCUGCUAUUUGCUCUUGACAGUCAGUUGUUUGGCUUUGAAUGAAUUUAGAAUGUUUGAAGAUCUUUUGCUUUUUAAUGAUUUUUCUAAUUUUGCCUUUUCUCCUGUGUUUUAAUACUGAGAAAACAAACUUCUUAAGUGAUGUGUUGCUUAGCCACUCUACAGGUCGCGAACUGUGAUGUGGUAUAAGCAUAUGUCUUGUUCCUAUGGACACUGUAAACUUUAAACUUGUAGAGGCUGUUCUUUUGGUCCCUGGGUGCAGUUCAUAGGCCUUGCUGCCAUGAUUCCACCCACCUCUUGGACUCUAAAGUAGUUAUGAUGUGUCAUUUCAAAACAUUCCCUAACACCUCUUUAUGAAGAAAAAAUUGUUUUAUUUCUUUUGCAUUUUACAGUGUUUUGCUGUGUUUGCCGAUUUUCCUGCUUAUAUAUUUACAGCUGUUCCUUUACACAGAAAACAACAGAGCUCCCCACACCUUCUCUCCUCUGAAAAGUGUCAUAAACUGUCUUGUGUGGUAGAAUCGGAUAAACAGGCACGAAAAUGUUUCAAAAAGCCUUAACUUGGAGACAUUCAUUGUGUGAUGAUCUGAAUGUUUUAAAUGCCAAUCCAAUGCAAUACAGGAGAGAAAUGAAUGGCACAACAACCCUGUACAAUAGCCAAACCAAAGUUUCAUUACAAAAUGGUGCCAUGAUAUGACCUUUUAAAGUGAAAUAAGGUUAUUGCUUAAAGAAGUGAGAGAAGUCAUACAAGUGCAAGGCACUAGCUGUAAAGUAAUCAAUGCUUUUGAUAAGAACAUUUUCUUUUCCAAUGUAUGUAUAUUUAAGCUCCUCAUGUAAAUAAGCAAAUGUGAAUAAAUGGAGCUCACUGGUAACACCAACAGGUUUAAAUACUGUAUACUGUACUGUAAUAAUUUGAAUCAGGUGCCUCUACAUGUGUGCAAAUAAUUUACUUUAAGUAAAAUGUUUUUUAAGAUAUUAUCCGUGCAAAACAUGAAUAUGUUAAAUGUCCUCAGAGAACAGCUGUUUUAAAACAUCUAUGGUAAUUGUGUUGUCCCAGCAAUUUACCAUAUGUUGUUUUGCUGCAUUUUGCACUUCUUUUAAAACUUUAUUAUAUUCUGAAGAUGGUAUUUUGUAGUAGCGUAAAACAGACUUGACUGUGUAAAGCCUAUAAGUUGACUUAUUGUACUGUAGUCUACAUUAAAAAUGGUAGUCUGCUGUUUUAAACUGAAGCCAAUGUUACAUGAGAUUGUACAAUAAUAAAGCAAAGUGAUUGCUAUCAAAAUGCCUUAUUUAUUCCUGAUUUCAUAAAAUCUGAAGGUGGAUGAAUGCCCAGUAAAUCAGAGUCAAGUUUGUCUUUUCAUUCACAUCUAGAGCCACACAGUGCAGUUCAGGAUCAGACAUAAAGGGUGAUUAGAGUGAGUACACUCACGUACACCCCACGUAUGCUCAUUGACAUUCGUGAAGUGAGUUACCAUACAGUGGAACUGAAGAUCACACCUUGCUGCCAUUAACAGUCAAGUAAAAAUAUUUUGGAAACAAAUAGGUAAAAAGAAAGUGAUAAACUGUUCAACUCAAUAAUAUGCUCUCAUUAAAACUUCAUUCAAAUUGUAAACUUCUUGUAUCUGAAAACCUAUGAGACUCUGUAAGCAACUGAGUUGCUUCUGUUGCAAACACAUAAGGUGCCAGGAUGGAAAAACAGGCUGUUGUCCUAUUAAGCGCAGUUCAAAAAUGGCCAACAGAUUAUGUGUCCACUGGAGUUUAUGUGUACUUUUUGUUUUGUUGUUUUUGAAAUUACUUUUCAUGUUUUUAUGUAAUUUCUAUUUAUGAUUUAACAUUUAUGUAUUGUCUCUUUAAAUAAUCUUAUGCUGUUUGUAUUCUGUAGUUUGAACCGUCAAAGACAGGGCUACCUUGAUAUAACUGUUGCUGGGUCCUCCUUCUGCGUUUGUAAGGCCCACACACUGAGUUAGUAUCAGAGGUUAUGAAUAUUGUUUUUCUUUUUUAUUCAUGUUUAUUGGAUUCUCCCUGCCAUUUCUGGGAUUUAAAUUAGGAAUGCAUUUUUGUGGCUUGUUUGUUUUGGAUUGCCCUUUAGACAAAUCCUUUUUAUUCCUUUUUACUUAUUUUUAUUAAUCCUAAUUCUAUAAACAUUCAUUGUUACCCUUUGGUGAACAAGGCAGAGUUUUAAGAAUUUCUCUCUCUUUAUGAGUUUUUUUGAGAUCUUUGUAAUAUUUUUUAAUUUUAACAUUAGAGUCCCUG